Molecule: messenger RNA, 2875 nt
Organism: Anneissia japonica
Lineage: Eukaryota; Metazoa; Echinodermata; Crinoidea; Comatulida; Comatulidae
Product: GTP-binding protein Rheb-like
Exons: 7
Coding region: 282-836 (184 amino acids)
Biological process (GO): small GTPase-mediated signal transduction
Cellular component (GO): plasma membrane
Molecular function (GO): GTPase activity; GTP binding; GDP binding
Source: RefSeq, a predicted model, not a curated record
AUUAGACUAGACUUAACCGAACCAGUCGUCAUUCGCGUGGUAAGCACAGCUAGCCCGCCUUAGCCUAGCUAGAUUUUAAGGAACCAAGAGGACUCACUUCACUUUUGGGGUGCUUCCCUCCUCCUGCGUGAGAAAUCGGUUCGGAUAGGCCUAUCUGUAUCAGGAAAUAGAAGAAGUAGUAUCUGUAUUGUCGUUUAUAUGUGCCUAUAUAAUAAUAACUCAGUCACCUAGCCUAAUUUACAUCCUAGUUUAUUUACGAAAUCUGAAGCACAACCACCAACAUGCCACCACCAAAGAUUCGAAAGCUUGCCAUCAUGGGAUUCCGUUCUGUUGGAAAAUCAUCUCUAACCAUCCAGUUUGUGGAGCAUCAGUUUGUAGAUGCCUAUGAUCCAACAAUUGAAAAUACAUUUGAGAAGAUGAUCAAAGUAGGUAAUCAAGAAUUCAACAUAAAAAUUGUUGACACAGCAGGCCAAGAUGAAUACUCUAUUUUCCCACAAUCACUCUCUGUCGGUAUUAAUGGUUUUGUGUUAGUUUAUUCUGUAACGUCACAGAAAAGUUUUGAAAUCGUACAGAUUAUCCAUGAAAAACUGUUAGAUACUAUAGGAAAAGUCACUGUUCCCAUUGUCUUAGUUGGCAACAAAAUUGAUUUAGUUAAUGAUAGGAUAAUCUCAACACAAAUGGGCCGGGAUUUGGCAAAUUCUUGGAAUGCAGCUUUUAUAGAAUCAUCAGCGAAAAAGAAUGAGAUGGUAGAAAGAAUUUUCAAAGCAGUUUUGGAAUUGAUUGAAAAGAAUGAUGGAACUUCACCAAAGACAGACAAGGAGUGUAUCCUGUUGUAAGGUGUGUCCUCCACAUCUUCCUGCAAUACCAGAUAUGGGACCAUUCUCUUUCAUCAAUCAGUAAAGAAGAAACAAGUCUGAUGGUAGAUGUCAUUUUAAGAAAAUCUUGUGUUGUAGUUCAUGAUCUCCUUUUAUCUUUUCUUUCUGUGUUCAAACACGUUUCAUUGAUGUAAUUUUUUUUUAGAGAUGUACACUACUCGUUAUGGAAAGGAAUCAAAUCAUGGAUAUGGAAUCUGUAACACACACAAAAAAAGAGUGUUACUGUAUUGUUAACAAUUACUGCAGCAAUUUGGAAUGAAAAUAAUAAUAUGUAUUGUUAGUUUUAAGCCCUCUUCACAGGGGUCCUAAGUUUGAAGAAGUGACAUCUGUGAGAUCUGUUUAAAUGACCUAUCUUAACACAUGUAAUUAUAUUUGACUUCACAUGGUCAUACCCACUGGCACUGACUUUUGUGAGACAAUUGAUAAUAACGUAGUAAAAAAUAUAACAGGUCUCCCUCUAAUUACCACCAUUUGGGGGACUGGGGCUUCCAUGGUCUUUGGUCUUAGAUACUGUAAGUGGUCUUUAUUUGGAGGGGUCUUUAAUUAGAGGGAGACCUGUAUAUGAAUUUGCAGGAGAUGACUUGGGUCCCCAGUGUUCAUUUCUUACUUUUUUGUUCAACCAAACCCAUGGACCUGGUCAGUUUGACCAAAAGAGAUUGAGUGCAAACAGACUGCAUCAAUAUUCUUGUCAAAUUACCCAAUUUGACAAGCUGGCAGUACAUUGAAUCGAGCAAUGCAAUCCAGGAAGAAUAACCCUGUUUUUCUUGAGCGUAGAAGUCCAGUGGGAGCGUGUGUAAAUACCAUGUACAUUGCUGUAGUACUCACGCGCAAUGUAUCUGUGAUUACACUGACCACACAUGCAUAGUAUCUUACUACAGUAUAACCUACUACAAAUUUUUAAUUCAAGAACGAACAAGGAUACAAUUUGACCAAGGUAGAGUUACCCUCAUCUUGGUAAAGAAUUAUUAUAUGAAUACAACUUUCAAUCAUAUGUUGCAAAAGCCUCUGGGUGCUACAUGUGUGUAUAUGAAAACUCUUUGAAUUUUAAUUAAAUUUUUCAAAAAAGGUAUUAUAGCGUGUCACAGGUAAUUUGUUAUUUGAUUUGAAGUGAAGGUACUGUAGAGCCUCAUGGUUAGGAUGCUUGCCUUCCUUGAUUAACUUAAUCACUUGUUUAAGUGGCAUUCCUGCCACAAGACAAGCAUAUGAGUUACAAAAUGGCUAAGUUGUAAACUUUUCACUUCUUCCAUUACCUUUUAGUUGCUUUUAAAAGAUGCUGUACAGUAAGUAUUUUCAGUGAACUACUUACUGUACUUAAGCAUAUGAAAGCACUGUAUUUCAUUGAAAUUUGAUCAAAGCAUUAAAUAUCUUAGUCUUGAAUGAGGGUGAUUCAUGUUGCAGAGCUGACCUUCUUGGGAUUCUUGAUGCGCUAUAACCAAGUGUUUAUAUUUGAGGCUUGUGAAGAUGGAGAGCUGACUAUUGGGGACUCUUGACGCUCUAUAACCAUGUCUCUAUGUGAGCACCGGUGGUGGAAAGUGGACCCUAAAUGAUCUGUAAAAAAAUCUAUUUAUGAAGCUUAGGUGAGAUAUUUAUGAUACAGUACCUUGCUCAGCGAACUUAUUUUAUAAGGAUCGUCAGAGAGUGAGAAAUAAAUAAAAAUAAAAUUUUGCAAACUUCUGAUCCUUGAACAUUUUUGGUGCUUGUGCAAAAUCAGAAAUUGCAACGAACGGCGGGUUUUGCCACAGCUGGUCACAUUUAGCAAAAUGGUUUUGCCAAAACCAUAUCUAGACGAAGCACAAAAUAAAAAUAAAAUUUUAUUGAUGAAUAAAACGAUUGCAAGUAUGCAAGGUAAUAAAAUCUUUCUUAUUUUGAGCAUUUCAAAGUGGCAAUGGACAUAAUAAAAAUAAAUAUAAAAUUAUAUUUUUUAGCAGUGGGUAUAGGCCUGUUUAUACUUCAACGAUAACGAUAGCGAUAAAAAAGCUAAAAAGCGAUUGUUCAUAUGG